CAGGAAGAGCAGGACGAGGUUGCCAGACAACGUUUAGAAGAGGAGCUGAAGAGAGAGCAAGAACUCCACAACCUCCAGAAGGCUCUUCAGGAAGAGCGCGAGGCCUUGCAGCGGCAAUGUCAGUGGACCCAGGGAAUGGCCCUCCGCGCGCUCAAUGAAUCCGCGCCCGGCAUCUUCAGGGUUGACAGUUUUCCUUACACUUACCGUGCAGAACAGAAAGAAGCGCAACAGAGAGCCCAACAAGAGCACCAAAUGCGAGCAAACGACUUAGAGGAGCAACAGGCACAGCUGGAAGCCCAGCGCAGAGACGUGGAACAUUGUCGUGAACGUGGUGAGGCCGAGCGUGAUGCCAAGCUCCAAGAACUACAGAAGCAUCAGGAGGAGCUGCACAGGCAUCGAGAAGAACUCGACCAACAGCAACGUGAAGAAGAGGCCCUUCGAAAGGCUCAGGCAGAAACGUUCCAACUCUUAGAGCAAGAACUCAAAGACCGUGCAGAGAACAUCAGCUUCUCCGAGCAGGCACUCGCGUCCGAGCGACAGCAGAUCUUGCGCUCCCGCGGGCAACUUGCCAUGGUGCAGGCUCACGUGGUGUCACUGCUUGGAAAGGACAAGCACGGUGAGCCUGGGAAGCCUGAUUCACACAUCUUGGAUACAGAUGAGCCAGAGGCUGAGUUGGAUGCUCCUGAGGGUGAAGACAUGUGGAACAUGGAUUGGUCGGCAGUGACGGCUGCAAAGCCAGAGGAAGGAGUAGCAAUCCACUAGCCUUGAGAUGAGGGCAGCACCAACGAGCCUGUUUCUUCAAACAGAGAUUGGGGACUGCACAUGGGAGCCAUGUGACAACACUGGUCUCUAGUUUCAGCAUGUGCAUUGCAUUGUAACGCCGUCUUUGAUCUUUGUAGCUGGCCUUCCCGAGCAACUGUCCCUUUCUUCUUCAGUCUUUGUUUUGACUCCUUGGUCCUUCAGGAUCCUGGAUGGGAGGUAGCUCUUAAUUUGGCGCAAGUCCGCCCGUAGCUUUGACAGCCCAUCGCGGCAUUCUUUCGUUCACAGGAUGAACUCCCGGAAGUUCGGGGAUGAUCUUAGCCUCACAACAUCACAGCAAGCUUCCAGUGGGACGAAGAAGUUUCGAUG
This is a messenger RNA of Durusdinium trenchii, 1128 nucleotides long. Lineage: Eukaryota; Dinophyceae; Suessiales; Symbiodiniaceae. The record is from the annotation of a GenBank genome assembly.